Messenger RNA from Neurospora tetrasperma FGSC 2508, 2256 nucleotides. RefSeq lists its product as uncharacterized. NCBI's taxonomy places the organism in Eukaryota, Fungi, Ascomycota, Sordariomycetes, Sordariales, Sordariaceae. The record is from RefSeq and is a predicted model, not a curated record. The transcript is spliced from 2 exons. Bases 1 to 2256 code for a protein of 751 amino acids. Gene Ontology annotation, cellular component: cytoplasm; nucleus. Gene Ontology annotation, molecular function: protein binding.
AUGCCUACCAUAUCGGCACUGCCGACAGAGCUCGUCAUCUUCGUGCUCGAUAACCUCGACCGCUUGAGGGACCUGGCUGCACUUGCCAGGAUCAACCGAAGGCUAUACGAUGUGGUGAACCCUAUCCUUUACAAGCGCGCAGUAUCGCGCGACUUUCCCUACCCCCUCGAGUGGGCAGCACACAACGGCGUGGUCGGGACCCUGUUAAAGGCCCUUGACUCUGGUGCAGAUCCCAACCACGAGUUCCACCAAUGCACAUCAUCCAGGGAGUGGAGAAAGGCUCUUACUCAACGAGGCCAGCUUCACCCGGGCUGGGAUGCCGCAAGUGUCUGCGAUUCUAGAAGCACUUUGCUGGCCGGUAGCAACGACAGCUCCUACGGUGUUCAAAGUACGGCAUAUGACGACGAUGAAUCCAUGUCGGAUUACACGGAUGACGGCGACAACUAUACCGACCAUGAACCCAUGUUCUAUUCGCCUACCCUCGAUGGUGACGGCCGUAGCGUUGGUCGCAGCGACGAUUCUGAUGGUUCGGGAAGAUGGACCCAAACCAAGUUCGGCCGCAGGUACACUGCCCUCCAUCUCGCCGCUAGAGCGGGCCACAUCGGAGCCAUCAGCACUCUGCUCGAACGCGGUGCCCGGAUGGACGUAGUGGCCAAACAGUUCUGUUCUUGCUGGCGAGAAUAUGGCAUCUUGACUUCGAUGGAAGGCACCGCCUCAAUCGAUGGACUCUACAUUCCGGGCUGGACGCCUCUCCAUGUCGCCAUCUGUCAUGGCCACGAACAGGCUGCGAUCAAACUUUUGGCCAGUGGAGCACCGAUCUACAUGGAGCUUUUUCCCCCGUGGGAGAAUUCGGGCUUUCUCGAGUAUCCUGCUACGGCCCUCCACCAUGCUGCCGCCAUGGGCCUUGUUCAUGUCAUUCGAUAUCUGGUGGACGUUGGACUGCAGACAGACAUCGAUGUGCGCGACAAUAAGACCCUUACUCCCUUUUACUACGCCUACGCAUAUCGCCGCUGGGACUCUACCGUGCCGCUGCUGCUCAAUCUCGGCGCCAACAUCAACGUCGAUAUUGACAUAUUCCUGCCCUACUCAACCAUCUCACCACUGGGUGAGGCUUGCCGCGUCGGAAACUACGAGGAUGCAGACAGGUUGAUCGAGCUCGGCGCCGACGUCAACCGUGGCUACAUUGCAACCAAUAUCGGCAAUGGCUUGACCCCCCUCCACAUGUGCGCUAUGCCUCCGGCCAAAGGCCAUCGCUUUGCUAUGCUUUCCGCAGGAGGAGCCAACAUUUCAGAAGAGCCGGAAACGCGCGAACAGGAAUACACAAAAGCAGUGAAGCAUGGCUUGGAUCGGAUGCGAACGAUCGAGAAACUAGUGGCUCACGGAGCAGCCCUGGAGACAAGAGAUUGCCCAGGCGACACACCGCUCAUCGCGGCAGUCCAGCACUUCAACGUGCCGGCCAUCAAGGCCCUGAUCAAAGCAGGCGCCGACAUCCACGCCACCAACUCUCGUGGCCGAAAUGUCCUCAUGCAAGCCAUCGAUGGCCCUCCCUUGCCCAUCUCCUCCAUGUCACCACGUGUGAACAUCAAUACCCUCAGCCGCGUCCUCCGCGAGCUUCUCAAUAACGGCGCCAGGAUCGACCACAGAGACAACCAAGGCAACAAUCUCCUGCACGUAAUCUGCAAAUGCUCCCAAGAGCGGCUCACCCCCGACCUCCAGUGCGACAUCCUCCGUCUCGUCCUCAACAUCCCCGGCGCCGCAGCCCUCAUGCAGGCCCGAGAAGACUCGCACGAGUCUCUCACCCCGCUCAUGGUGGCCUUUAUGGAAGGCCGACUCAUGUGCUGCGACGUCCUCGUCCGCCGCGGAUGCUGGGGUGGGGACAGUAACCCCCAGCGGAAGGAAGACCUGGCGUGGAUGGCCAACCGGUGCUAUCUCCGCAACAACAACCCCGACCAGCACCUAAUGCAUUUCCUCCUGGACCUGGACGUGGACGGAUACCUGGCUACAGACCCGCAGUUUGCCGCCUAUAUCCUGCAUGACCUUGAGCGGGGCUGGGUUCGUCACUCGGGAGACGAUCUGUUUGAUCCCCAGCGCCCUGUGACCUUCCUGGGCGAGCGGCUGUAUAAUCGCUCUAUUCUGCUGCGGGGGCUGGACGAGUUGGAUGAGGAUGUCUUGGGGAAACCCAAGGAGGACGUGAAGGCGUGUAUUAUGGAUGAUCCGUUUGGAUGGGCGCGGCCGCUGCCUGAUCCUAGUUGGUAG